Thalassophryne amazonica is the source of this 1881-nucleotide messenger RNA. It is a transcript of the gene fah, whose product is annotated as fumarylacetoacetate hydrolase (fumarylacetoacetase). Gene Ontology annotation, molecular function: fumarylacetoacetase activity. Bases 16 to 1338 code for a protein of 440 amino acids. The transcript has 14 exons. The record is from RefSeq and is a predicted model, not a curated record. Gene Ontology annotation, biological process: L-phenylalanine catabolic process; homogentisate catabolic process; L-tyrosine catabolic process. Lineage: Eukaryota; Metazoa; Chordata; Actinopteri; Batrachoidiformes; Batrachoididae.
UGCGAGGCGGGGCUUAUGAGAAGACUGAAGGUUCGCGCUGCUGUGCCUCUUGGCCUGGAACCUGGAACUUGCUGCCUGGUCAGGAUGGAGUCCUUCAUAAAGACCCAGCCAGAGUCUGACUUCUCUUUCCACAAUCUGCCCUACGGAGUUUUCUCCACGCCGGAGACCAUGAAGCAUCGCAUUGGAGUCGCCAUUGGAGAUCAGAUCCUGGACCUCAGUGUGAUAAAGAAUUUGUUUCAGGGACCCUUGAUGUCCAAAAAUCAACAUGUUUUUGAUGAGCCCACAUUGAAUGCAUUCAUGGCUCUGGGGUCUGAAGCUUGGAAGGAGGUUCGCAGAACCCUGCAGGUGCUGCUGUCAGCCAAUGAGAGCACGCUGAGAGAUGACAUCAGCCUUCGGAGCAGAGCGUUUGUCCACCAGAGUGCCGCCACAAUGCAUCUUCCUGCUGAGAUAGGUGACUACACGGAUUUCUACUCCUCCAGGGAUCACGCCACCAAUGUCGGCACCAUGUUUCGGGGGAAGGAAAAUGCUCUGAUGCCAAACUGGUUGUCACUUCCUGUUGGUUACCAUGGCAGAGCAUCAUCGGUGGUCGUUUCUGGAACUCCCAUCCGCCGCCCGUCUGGACAGAUGAGACCUGACCAAACGAAGCCUCCCGUGUUUGGUGCCUCAAAGCAGUUAGACAUCGAGCUGGAGAUGGCAUUCUUCGUUGGACCUGGGAACACGUUGGGAGAGCCCAUACCCAUUGAAAAAGCCCAUGAACACAUCUUUGGCAUGGUGCUUAUGAAUGACUGGAGUGCACGGGACAUUCAGGCUUGGGAGUAUGUUCCAUUGGGUCCUUUCCUGGGGAAGAACUUUGGAACCACCAUUUCGCCUUGGGUUGUCCCCAUGGAAGCACUGUUACCCUUUGUAGAGCCCAACCCCAUCCAGGAGCCGAAGCCCCUCCCCUACCUGCAACACAAUGAUGCUUACACUUUCAACAUUAACCUGUUUGUGACACUAAAAGGACAAGACAUGACAGAAGCAGGAACCAUCUGCAAAUCCAACUUCAAGUACCUGUACUGGACCAUGAAGCAGCAGCUGGCCCACCACACCAUCAACGGCUGCAACGUCAGACCAGGAGACCUCCUGGCUUCUGGGACCAUCAGUGGACCUGAUCCAGAGAGUUUUGGGUCCAUGUUAGAGCUGUCAUGGAGAGGAUCAAAGAGCAUAGACGUGGGAGCAGGACAGAGUCGAACCUUCCUGAAGGACGGAGAUGAAGUCACCAUAACAGGUUACUGUGAAGGAGCUGGAUACAGAGUGGGUUUCGGCUCCUGCGUGGGAACCAUUGUCCCCGUCCUGUAGCACUGAAACCGACCUCGUGACCUCGACCCGAAAGACAGCAAAAACACGCUCAACAACAACGCAUAAAGAACAUGCCUGUCACCUCAGUAACCACGUUCCCUUUAUCCAGAAGGACAUGCAAAAAUGUUGUUGGCUGCUUUAGUUUUCAUUGAUUAUUAGUUUUAAUCAUGUUUGUGUCCCAGUUUCUCUCUUUAUGAUCAAGUUCUCUAAUAGUUAGCUAACCUUGCUAAGAGGCAGCCAUUCUCAUCCCACAAAUGACCAGGCUCCACCCAUUAUCUGGGCACAUGAGUGGAGACGGUGGCGCCCAUCACCAUGACUUUGGUUUCACUUUUACACUGGACAUGCACAGAGGUUUAGCUUUGAGCUUCUAUGACGACUUUUAGUGUCACUGUCUGCAGCAUCCAUGCAUUUAAAGGACAUGUCUCAGUGCUAUCUGAGGCCGUCUCUGGUAUGUUGGUGUGAUGUCACAUCAGUGUGUCCCUGAAGGGUCAGUGAUGGGUUCGGGAAGUGACUCCUGGUUUGGAAUAAAAUCCGUGAAUCUUG